Sceloporus undulatus (fence lizard) is the source of this 1116-nucleotide messenger RNA. RefSeq names its product glutathione S-transferase theta-1-like. The transcript has 6 exons. Bases 126 to 902 code for a protein of 258 amino acids. Gene Ontology annotation, cellular component: cytoplasm. The record is from RefSeq and is a predicted model, not a curated record. Lineage: Eukaryota; Metazoa; Chordata; Lepidosauria; Squamata; Phrynosomatidae. Gene Ontology annotation, biological process: glutathione metabolic process. Gene Ontology annotation, molecular function: glutathione transferase activity.
CCUUGCAAAGCAAAUAGAGGACAGAAUCAAGGGGUCCAAAGUCCGGCCCUCGGGACUCGUCCUCCCGUUCCCUCCUUUUCUUUUCCGUCCUUCUCUUCUUCCCUCGCUUCCUCGGUCUUUCCAAGAUGGUGCUGGAGCUCUACCUGGACCUCCUCUCACAGCCCUGCAGAGCGGUCUACCUCUUCGCCAAGAAGAACGGCAUCCCUUUCGAGUUCAAAGACGUCACCCUUUUCAAAGACUCCAUCUUGGGGAGCAAGGCCCCGGGUUCGAGUGGCGCGGAAGCGGCGUCGGCCCAGACAGGGCCACAGGAGAAGCUGACCCUGUCGAAGAAAGUGCCGUUCCUGAAAGACGGGACCUUUGUUUUGACGGAAGGCAUUGCCAUCCUCCUGUAUCUGACCCGCAAAUACUGCACUCCGGACCAUUGGUACCCAGCGGACAUUGAGAAGCGGUCAAAGGUGGAUGAAUACCUCUUCUGGCACCAAGGAAACAUGAGAGCGGAUGCCCCAAAGACCAUGUGGAUCAAGGUCUUGAUCCCGCUCUUUACAGGGGAACCGCUGCCGGCAGGGAAACUGCAGGAAGUGAUGGAGGGCCUCGCUUCGGCCCUGAAGCAAAUGGAGGACCUCUUCCUGGGCAACAGGCCCUUCCUGGCAGGACACGAAAUCUCCGUGGCAGACCUGGUGGCCGUCGCAGAGCUCAUGCAGCCGGUGGGCGUCGGGUGCAACGUCUUUGAGGGCCAUCCGCGUCUGGCUGAGUGGCGAGUGCGAGUGGAGAUGGCAGUCGGGCGGGAGCUCUUCCUUCAGGCCCACGAAACGGUCCUCAAAGUCCGGGAGAUGAGUGGCCUCCACAUCGACCCUCGGCUCAAGGCACAGCUGGCACCGGCCCUCAAGAAGAUCAUGGAAUGAAGGCAACGUUAUGGAUAAUAAUCGUAAUAAAAUAAUGACGUAUCUAUAUUUUUAAAAGGCUUUGCACUCUGUGCACAAUGGGAAACAAUGCGCAGUUGCGCACUGGGGAUUCAUGCGCAGUUCUGCGCAUCUGUGGCGUUGAUACAAUGUGUGAUUGUGUCGGGUGUUAAUGCGCAACCAUUAAAAUUAAAGCACAACAUGAAACAAUGCUCAA